Molecule: messenger RNA, 885 nt
Organism: Rubroshorea leprosula
Lineage: Eukaryota; Viridiplantae; Streptophyta; Magnoliopsida; Malvales; Dipterocarpaceae
Source: the annotation of a GenBank genome assembly
CAAAUUAUAAUGCACAUAAACAGGAUCAUUCAACCUUUGGUACUCCAAUCUAUUCCUCUUCUUGGUGUGCAUUCUUUCAAAAACACUCCAAUUUCUUUUACACCUUGAAGAAGAUGAUGUUUGACUCGAGUUGUAUUGCUAAUUUUUUAAGAUUUGAAGCACUAUAUCCAAAACAUUUUUACCACUCAUCUAUGAAGAAGACAAAAAGAAAAAAAAGUGUACAAGGGUUAAAAUGUUGAAUAUCAUGAAUAAUUAAAUAAAAGUGUUAUAAUCUUAAAAAAAAAAAAAACAGUUGAAAUCUUAUCAAGUUUCAUAGUUUUUGAGGAUUUAGGACCACUUUCAUGACCAAAGCUUUCCUCUUUUUUUUGUCAUACAACUCAUGCUUAUUCAAAAAUUUAGACAUCUGAAAUAGCACUUUUGCAUCCAUAACAUCUAUAAAACCUUUCAUGACUUCUUUUUGGGUUGAAAAAUUCUCUUUAUCAUAGAAAAAAGCAAGAUUUAAGUAAUAGGCAGUAGCAUGAAGAUUGUGACGAAGUUGCUUAUCUCACCUUUCCUUGAUAAUUCUUGUAUAAGGCUUGUGCAAAGUCUCCAUAUUCAUCAAUAUAGUCUUAAUGGCCUUUCUAGGUCUAUAUAUGCCAUCAUAGAUAUAUCCAAGUGAAGGCCUCUCACCACCAUCCACAAUUCUAAGCAAGCAAAUAAGUGGUCCCAAGCUCACAAUUAUUCCAAAAUUUUUUUUUUUUUUAUCUAGAACAAUAGCCACAACAUCAUUUGCCUUAUGAUCUUUGUAGUAUCUAAACUCUUUAAAUUCCAAGCUAGUCACCAAUGCUUAAAAGUCAUGCCUAUGCUGAUGAAUGCUUUUCAAUGCAAUGAAUAUUGUUUCAAAAU